AUGCACAGGCACAACAAGCUGCUGCAAAUCCUCCACAGUGAACAAGGCAUGGAAACCCUAACGUGUUUAGGUCACCAGAAGAGAAGAACAAGGAACGGGCCGAGGGAGCGUGCGAGGUGGGAGGCGGUAGAGGCAACAGAGGGAGAAGAAGCAGGAUAUUUAAAGGACACUGAAGACCUUCCUCAACAGAACGCAUGCUUUGCUUCCAGUCAUCAUGCUUAUUUUGUCGCUGCUGCUUGUCCCUACAUGGCUGGCCGUUUUCAGCACCGCUCAAGGGUACUUUCCUCUCAACAGGAUUAUUGUCUGCCUCCCGUCGGCGCCCCGAGCGAUGAGGUGGCGGCGCAGUUUGUGCUCGAAGCUGGAGAGUUCACAUCUGUGUCUGCGCUGGAGUCUGAGAUGUCCUUCUGCUGCCCGCAACAGUUCACUGACUGUAUGGCUGCGGGGGGCGUCUGCAUGCCCCUGUUUGUCAAGUCCCUUUGCCCCCUUGCCGUGGAUAGCUACUGCCCAGCCGACUCGUGUACUUGCUGCAUCUUUCGACCUCCCUGUCAGGGAUUGUGCGAUCUCGGCGGCCAGUUAGGAGAGCGCCGUUGCAGCUGUCGGUCCAGCGAGCGUCCUGUAUCGGGGAAAUGUUCCUCUUCUUGCACCUGCUGUCCUCUUAAGGAUGAUGGAACAAAUAGAGGGUAAUGUACCCGAAGGACCAAGAAGAGUGUUUUUGUAUUUAAGGGAAAAGUGAAGAAAGUGGAAAGUAGAAGAAUGCCCCCCUAAAUUGCCAUCAGUGAGAGAAGAAUAGAUAGAGAGAAAAGAAGAAGAGAAAGAAAGAAACAAAAGAAAUGGCAUUCAUUGAUAUUAGAAUUAAAAGAAAUAUCAUCCAUUGAAAAAGUCGAACAUGAGCUAUAGACGAACUACAAAAUACAUCACUUACUGCAUUUCCUGUAAUACAGUUACACUCCUCACGAAAGAAAUGAAGGUUUUGAUCAACGUUCAGAUGGUUAUUUGUUUUGUAAUCUAUGGUUAUGUUUUUUCUAUGAUGUCUGUUCUUAUACUAGCUUUAUAGGAGGUUAGUGCUUAGGGAUAUAAAAUUAAGUUCUUUUCACUUUCAUGGUAUCUCUCUAACAAGAGUUCUUAGAUGUUUGAUUCUGUAUAUGUUAUUGUAAGUCCGCAG
Messenger RNA from Penaeus vannamei (Pacific white shrimp), 1162 nucleotides. NCBI's taxonomy places the organism in Eukaryota, Metazoa, Arthropoda, Malacostraca, Decapoda, Penaeidae. The record is from RefSeq and is a predicted model, not a curated record.